AUGCAGACGAUAUACUCUCGGAUCACGAUUCUAGAGUUCGCGGAAAUUCAGCCGGGGAAAGCGUCGGAGAGGGGGCAGCCGGAGGAGGGGGGAGGUGGGGGAGGGGACGACGCCGACGAUCCUUCUUUGGUGCUAGCCGGAUCGCGGGUCAUGCUAUUGGACGACUCGAACAACGUGUCGAGUCUUUACAACAAGCGAACCGUCUGGACGCGGUCCUACUGGGACAACCUCGCGUCGCUGGCCCCGUUAUUGUCACACGAGCUCGGCUCUGGCGGGAACGCGCCCCUGCCCGGGCCAGUGGCGCUGCUGGGGCUGGCAGGGGGCUCCGUGGCUCGCAUUAUAAGAACGCAGUGGCCGGAGGUUGGCGUGCAGGCGUGGGAGAUCGACCUAGUGGUGGUGGACAUGGCUCGUCGCUUCUUCUCCCUCGCCUCCUUGGAAAAACCCUCGUUCGAGGGAGGCUACCUGCAUGUGACUGUAGGCGAUGCACUUCUAGCAGCUCCAGUCCCUUUACAAGGCACCAGUUUAUCUGCUGAAGCUGUUACUGUAGAUCAUGCUACUGUAGAUGAUGCUACAGCCGGGCAGCAGCAGUUCAGUGGCAUCAUAGUGGAUCUCUUCUCAGGUGGUGCCGCCCUCCCUCAGCUAGCAGACGAAGCCACCUGGCGGCACCUGAAGAACCACCUGAGCCCUGAAGGCAGGGUGCUGAUCAACUGCGGUGGACCUAGCAGCUGCUUCGGCGAAUACCUGAAAGCAAGCUCCGAGCAAAGCCAGUCUGCCGAACCAGAAGCAAAGGAGGGGGGUCGAAUGGCUGAAAUAGCAGCAGCAGCCAGGGGUGAUCCCGGUAUGAGGCGAUGUGCCGAGGUGAUAGAGGCUAUGAGGAAAGUUUUUGACGGGCAGGUGCUGAUCUACUGCACCAGCGGGUCAGAUAGAAACAUUUUCGCAUUGACUGGGCCGCCCCCUGAUUCUGACGCCUGGGAGGAGAAGCUGCCCGAACAGAUCAAGGGAGCUGCUAGAGGCUGGAGCGCAAAUGAAGAUGUGUACAGUUUAUUAGCCUCCAAACUAGUGUAG
This is a messenger RNA of Closterium sp. Naga37s-1, 1065 nucleotides long. NCBI's taxonomy places the organism in Eukaryota, Viridiplantae, Streptophyta, Zygnematophyceae, Desmidiales, Closteriaceae. The record is from the annotation of a GenBank genome assembly.